Ipomoea triloba (trilobed morning glory) is the source of this 2097-nucleotide messenger RNA. Its product is annotated as short-chain dehydrogenase reductase 3a. Gene Ontology annotation, molecular function: oxidoreductase activity. The transcript is spliced from 5 exons. Bases 447 to 1316 code for a protein of 289 amino acids. The record is from RefSeq and is a predicted model, not a curated record. Lineage: Eukaryota; Viridiplantae; Streptophyta; Magnoliopsida; Solanales; Convolvulaceae.
CAAUUUACCGUUAUAGUAUGAUAUUGAUUUACCUCGAAAAGGUAAGAAAAUUCGUUUUUUUGUGGCCAAGGGAUUGAUCAGGAACAAUGAAUUAGGAAUACUAACCUUGGAAGAAUCCAAACAAGUGCAGCUCUGUCUCUCUCUCUCCUCUUUUCAUUUUCCCAUAUUCCAGGUUUUAAUAAUUGUAUUUAUAUUCGGGGAUCAGAUUCAUCUCCCAACAACUUAUUUGGAAGAUUACCCUCACAAUCAAUUAUUUGAAAAGCAAGAAUUAUGAUAAGAUUCUGACACCUCAAGGGCAACAACUCUGUCCUUAUUGUCAUUCUUCCACUCACUCCACAUACUGAGUCAACAGCACAAGAAGUAUUGCUUCUUUUUCCUCUCUAUCUUUUUGUUCAUCCCUGUUUACCAGGCUGUUUAAGGAUUUCAUUGGGUAGACAGCAAGAAACAUGUUCAAGGUUGUUCCGAGAAAGCUCUGCACUUCAAGAUCAUUCCUUGUUCAUUUCUUCAACAAGGAAUUCUCUAGCACCUCACAAAGGAAGCUGGAAGGCAAGGUAGCAUUGAUCACGGGAGCGGCGGGAGGUAUUGGUAAAGAAACUGCCGCGAAAUUCAUCGACAAUGGCGCUAAAGUCGUGAUUGCGGAUAUACAAGAACAGCUGGGCAAAGACACCGCCGCGAAACUCGGCGAAAACGCCGCCUUUGUCACCUGCGAUGUCUCCGAAGAACGCGACAUCUCCGCCGCCGUGGAUUUCGCGGUGUCGAAGCACGGCAAACUCGACAUCAUGUACAACAACGCCGGCAUCGCGUGCCGGACUCCGGCCAGCAUCGUCGACCUGGACAUGGCGGCGUUCGAGCGCGUGAUGGCCGUCAACGUCCGCGGCGUGGUGGCCGGGGUCAAGCACGCCGCGCGCGUGAUGAUCCCGCGCCGCUCCGGGACGAUCCUGUGCACGGCCAGCGUCACCGGCGUAAUCGGAGGGCUGGCGCAGCACACGUACAGCACAUCCAAAUCUUCGGUGAUCGGAAUCGUGAAAUCCGUCGCCGCCGAGCUCUGCAAGCACGGGAUUAGGGUUAAUUGCAUUUCGCCGUUCGCAAUUCCGACCGCCUUCGCGAUAUCGGAAAUGAAGGAUUACUUCCCCGGCGUCGACGACCGGGGCCUCGCCGGAAUGUUACACAAGGCGGGGGUGCUGGAAGGAGCUUAUUGCGAGCCCUGUGACGUGGCUAACGCCGCCGUUUAUUUGGCCUCCGACGACGCCAAAUAUGUCAGCGGCCAGAAUCUGGUGGUCGACGGUGGCUUUACAUCAAUGAAAAAACUGUUCUAACACAAUCUUACGCAUGAAAUCUUCUGGUGCUGCAAAAACCAGGGAGGAGAUCAGAUACUUAAAAUGAUGGCAAGCAGACAACAAGACAGGUUAACCUUAAGAAACCAGAAUGCUGCAAACUGCAAAGGUAGCAUAUGCUAAUGAAGAAAGGUCUGAUUUGCAGAUUGCUUGACAAAAGAGAUAUUGACAUGAGUGAAGAAAAGGUACCUAAUCCAUCAGUGAACAAUUUGAACUGUCCAAGAGCCUGCCUGAUGAACAUCUCGACCCCGCUAACCACUGCAGCUCCAACCUCGGCAGCCUCUUGCAGCAGUCGAGUGUUUCGAGGGGUGUAAACCGCAUCAAACACCAGGUCGUACGAUUUCAAGGCCUCCUAAUCAAGGGCAGCACAGAAAGACAGAAACAUUUAAGAUGUUAUCCUGUUCUGGUUGGAAAGAUCAUACUAAUUGCUUAAAGUUUCUUGGAAGAUUUUAGGGAGUAACAAGAGAAACCUUGCAAACCGGAGUUUGAUCUAUCCUCGGCUGCAUGCCAAUGGCAGAAGAGUUCGCGAGGAUCAUCCCAGUCUCGGGGCUAAACUCGUUUAUGCAUUCAAACGGAAAGGCCUCUCCAGACACAGCAAUGGCAAGAGCCUUUGCUCUCUCUUCACAAACCAGAAACCAAUUAGUAAAUGCAAAUCAUUUUUGGUUGAAUAAGAGGAUUAUUACCAUUUUGAGUACUAUUGACUCUGUUACAAUGCAGUAUCUGUUCAUAAGAGGAUUAUUACCAUAAUUCCGGUUGAAAAUCA